Messenger RNA from Saccostrea cuccullata (small rock oyster), 2534 nucleotides. RefSeq lists its product as uncharacterized. The record is from RefSeq and is a predicted model, not a curated record. The coding region runs from base 317 to 2143 and encodes 608 amino acids. Lineage: Eukaryota; Metazoa; Mollusca; Bivalvia; Ostreida; Ostreidae. The transcript has 6 exons.
UCCUUGGUCAUCCAUCAAGCUUCGGUAAUGUCGUCACGAUAUGCAAUGAGUUAUCAUUGCGGCAAUCAUAGAUCAGACGUUAUCACUAUACGCUAAUUCAUAAACACCACUUCACUCCAGAAGUCAUUCCAAAAAUAUAGGACAGAAGUCGAGAGAAAUAGUUGUGGGAGGAAAAUUUUGGUCUAUAAAGGUGUCAACAAGAUGAAUUGUUUCAAAUUUACGUGAAAUUAGACGAAGUGCCUCACUGAUUGUUUUUGUCUGAACAGGUCCGUGCGCGCAUUCAUCAUAAUAGUGAAAACCUUUGCUGGAGGGGAAAAUGGACAAUAACUUACUGGACUUGACGUCUUUGUUAAUGGACCCUGAUGAGGUCACCUCAUCUUCUCGACCAUCCACACCCUCAAUAUUUUUAGAACGGACAAAGGCUUCUUUGGCACCAGUGGUUGGCUUUGUGGAAACUGAGGCCGAUUUCAAAAAUUCUCAGUUCAGCCGACGCCAGAGGAAAUUAAUACAAAAAGCCGAGCGGAAGGAAAAGAAGAAAAUCAAAAAGAAGAAAAUCAAGAAAAGUGAUAAUUCUGUUCAUGAUUCCAAUAUGCAAAAUGAUGGAGUAGCAAGUGGCACUGUAACCAAGGCACCAAAGAAACCAAUUUUCGAUUUGGCUGGAAAUAUUAUAAAUCCUGCUCCCUCGGUACCAUCGCUUGACAAAGGAAGCAAUGGAGUUUCUUCCACAGACACUGUUUCAACAAAGUCCCCAGGUAGCUGGUUGGACAAAGGGCCGCCUCUAAUUUUACUCACAACCAAAUCCCCAAAUAGCUCAUCCUCAUCAACCACUCAAAAGCCUCAAGAAGAUGUUGGUUCAACCACAUCCUCUACAACUUCAAGUGUGUCCACAACAACAAAACCGUCAGUGACAACAAAUGGAUUCCAGGACGCCACUGUCUCAUCUUCGACACCCUCGGGGUUGGAUGCCGGACUUGAGGGUACGUUGAAACCCAAUACCCCGUCCCCAACUAAAAUAGACUUAACAAGAGAUAUAAAGGACAAAAUAAAUUUAAAUCUGAAAAAUAUUACUAGCCUGGACAACACCAACUCAACUCAAAUCAAUAUUGUCAUUAAUGUAGUGGAUAAAGCAUUGGCGGAAAGACGAAGGAGGAAGUGGCUAAGAAGACAGGCGAGAAGACUCAAAUGUCCAGUAGAAGAUUUUCGAAAUUCCCCGAGCGGAUACAAGUGCUGUUUAAAAUCUGCCAAAUGUUUCGAGAAUUUACCGGAAGACAUAGAUGAAGUUACAGAGGCAGGCACUCAAAAUGUGGGCCCCACGAUCGGAAAUAUUCCGGAGGCUUGUGGACAAAUUGACCAAUCCUUGGUGUGCAUGGCGAGGGUUUUGGCCAAAGACCAAUGUAAAAGUGCAGCAGAAAUAGUCAACAAAGACCUGAACGAGGAGCUGCUGAUGGUACAGAAAUUCUACAAACAGCACUGUCCUGGAAAUUCAGGCGGAACAACAGCUCCCGUUCCCAACAUUCCUGGCGCCGGCGGACAGGGACAGAUAGCUGCUUCCGGAUCUGAAUCUUCUUUACCGACGUCCGCUCUUAUCGGGGCUGCAAUUGGUGGAUUAUUUUUCAUCAUUCUUAUUGUUGCGCUGGUCUGCUUUGUUCGAAGAAAAAGGUCACGACCUCCUACUCAAGACAAGGUGGCCUUUCAAAGUUCUCCAACCACAUCCGCUCGAUACAAGGACUUCAUGAGAACCAACUCGGAUGUUUAUGCUGAAAUUGACGAGAAACACUUGCAGAGAUCAUUCAGAGUUAGCAACGACACAACUACGUUUGAAAGAGAGGAAGGAAGUGGAGGUAGCACCGGAAGUAGACCACUGCCUACAGCACCCUCUGAUGGUGUAUAUGAAGACAGAGCCGGAUAUGUGACUCCGAGAGCCAGUAGAGAAAACCUUAACGACAGAGCAGGAUAUGACGCACUGUCUGCCGUCUCAAUUGAUGACGAAAACAGCGCUGAACCAUACGAUAAACUUGCACGAAACAGUGAAAAACCGGAAACGGAAGUUACAGACGGGGAUUAUAUAACACCUGAAUCUGGGAAACCGACAGAAGAAAAAUCCCCGGAUAAUUAUCAUACGUACUUUGUUUUAGAAAAAUAAAGACUUGUUUGAAUUCUUUAAUUUAUGGCUUAUGACAUUUUCAGUUUGCUUACAUGUAGUAUUGCAUGGAAAUUUUAAGUAUUACAUGCAUGGCUUCCAUCCAAUUCAUUUUUAAUUUAUUUGUUAUUUUUUCAUUUGUAAUAAAUGUGAUACAUGUUUAUUUAAAACCUCAUUUAAUAUAUUUUCAAAUACAUGUAAAUGUUCAUCAAAUAAAUACAAUAUUGUUGCUCUCAGCUGCAGAUUUGUUGAGGUUUGGUAUUUUUUAAAUAAAUAAAAGGGUAUUUAAAAUUGUUGAGUUUUGAUCUUAUAUCUACACUUAAUAAAUUUAGAAAGGAAUUAUUGUUCUUAUAUUGGUCCUUUCUUCCGGAUUUUCUUCUUUUUCUGCCAAAUA